Condylura cristata (star-nosed mole) is the source of this 6399-nucleotide messenger RNA. It is a transcript of the gene DNAH17, whose product is annotated as dynein, axonemal, heavy chain 17. The annotation marks the transcript as partial. The transcript has 36 exons. The record is from RefSeq and is a predicted model, not a curated record. Gene Ontology annotation, molecular function: dynein intermediate chain binding; dynein light intermediate chain binding; minus-end-directed microtubule motor activity. Gene Ontology annotation, cellular component: dynein complex. Lineage: Eukaryota; Metazoa; Chordata; Mammalia; Eulipotyphla; Talpidae. Gene Ontology annotation, biological process: microtubule-based movement.
AUGGCGCUGGCGCAGGACGCCAGGGUGGAGCACCUGGAGGCCGUGGCUUCCCUCCUGCUGAAGGUCAAGCCCGACAAGUGGAGCAAGAUGCUGGGCGUCGAGGAGAACGCGGCGCUGCUCACCGAGUUCCUGGACAAGCCCGAGGCGCGGGUGCUGGUGCUGACGCUGCACCCCUCGGGCGCCAUCGUGCCCUGCCUGGGCUUCCCCGCCGCCCUCAAGUCCAAGGGCAUUUACUUCCUCAAGAAGAAGCCCAGCGGCAUCACCAAGAACAACUACAAGGACCUCAUCUACGGGGACAUCAGCCCCGCGCCCGUGGAGCAGCUGAUCGCCAUAGUGGAGGAGGUGCUGUACUCGCUGCUAAACCAGAGCGAAAACACGGACGGGUGGCCCCAGGUGGUCUCGGAGGACAUCGUGAAGCAGGUGCACAAGCUCAAGAACGAGAUGUUUGUGAUGGGGGGCAAGAUCAAAGGGAAGACCCUGCUGCCCAUCCCCGAGCACCUGGAGAGCCUGGACGGCCCGCUGGAGUCCACGGACAGGAUCUCGUCCCUGGACAACGCGCUCCUGCACGCCAUCGAGACCAUCGUCAUCGACUGGUCCCACCAGAUCAGGGACGUGCUGAGCAAAGACUCGGCCCAGGCCCUGCUGGACGGGCUGAACCCCCUGCCCCAGGUCGAGUUUGAGUUCUGGGAGGCCCGGCUGACCAACCUCAAGUGCAUCCACGAGCAGCUCCUGUACAUGUGUGGGGGCCUCCUGGAGCGCCCGCUGAUCCUGGCCGAGGUGGUGCCCCGCUACACGGUCAUGCUAGAGCUGUUUGACGCCCAGCUGGACAAAGUCAAGGUCCUAUAUGACGCCCAGGUGGCGGCCACCGCGGAGGGCCACAGCCCCCCCAUCCACAGAAACAUGUCCCCCGUGGCCGGACAGCUCAAGUGGAGCCUGGAGCUGCAGGAGAGGCUGGAGGCGCCCCUGAGGGACCUGAAGCGCAUCGACCACCCGGUCAUGUCCAGCGCGGAGGCCACGCUGGUCUACCAGAAGCACGAGGAGAUGAUGGCGCUGCUGCGGGACUACCGCGAAGACAUCUACCGGCGCUGGGCGGCGCGCGUGGACCGGGACUGCCAGUUCAACCUGGGGCAGCCCCUGAUCCAGCGGGACCCCGGCACCGGCCUCAUCCGCGUCAACUUCAGCAGAGAGGCCCUGGGCUUCCUUGUGGAGCCAGAACUUGAGCGCCGGCUCUGCCCCGGCGUCCUUUUGAGGACCAAGUCCGACUUCAGGAAGGCCACGCUGGUCUCAGCCACGCGCUGGCCAGGCACGACUUCCUUCCCGAUAAAGACCACCGUGGUGGACGUAGAAUUCCCGCUCAUAAAGGCGGAGCUGGAAGCCAUCGACGUCAAGCUGCUGAGUGCCGAGACCACGCUGUUCUGGAACGGCGAAGGUGUGCUGGAGUACGUCCAGGGAAUGCGGGAGAUUCUGCACGACCUGCAGACCCGGAUGCAGAAGGCCAAGCAGAACGUGGACGGGAUCUCCCAGGUCAUGAAGGAGAACGCCGAGCUGUUCCGGGCAGACACGGGCAGCCUGUCCUGGAAAGAAUACGUCAGCUACAUCGACAGCAUGGUCUUGGACGAGUUCGACAGCUUCAUCCGCAAGUCCCUCAACUACCUGAUAGACAACAUGGUCGCGGACCUUGUGGACUACCGAGUGGAGUUCAGCAGGUGGUGGAUCAACGAGUUCAAGACCAUCAAGUUCCCCUCGCAGGGGACCAUCUUCGACUACUACAUAGACCCCGACACCAAGAAGUUCCUGCCCUGGACGGACAAGGUGCCCUCCUUCGAGCUGGACCCUGACGUCCCCCUGCAGGCCUCCCUCGUGCACACCGCGGAGACCAUCCGCAUCCGCUACUUCAUGGACCUGCUCAUGGAGAAGUCGUGGCCCGUGAUGCUGGUGGGGAACGCGGGGACCGGCAAGUCGGUGCUGAUGGGGGACAAGCUGGAGAGCCUCAACACCGACGACUACCUGGUGCAGGCGGUGCCCUUCAACUUCUACACCACCUCGGCCAUGCUGCAGGGGGUUCUGGAAAAACCACUGGAGAAGAAAUCAGGGCGGAACUACGGGCCGCCGGGCACCAAGAAGCUGGUCUACUUCAUCGACGACAUGAACAUGCCCGAGGUGGACAAGUACGGGACGGUGGCCCCGCACACCCUCAUCCGGCAGCACAUGGACCACGGGCACUGGUACGACAGACAGAAGCUGACGCUCAAGGACAUCCACAACUGUCAGUACGUGGCUUGCAUGAACCCCACUUCCGGGUCCUUCACCAUCGACCCCCGACUCCAGGACCUCGGCGAAGAGCUCUUGUUUGCCAGACCCAACAUCUUCUGCCACUUCGCGCAAGGCAUCGGCGACCCCAAGUACCUGUCGGUGGUGGACAUGGCGCACCUGAGCAAGCUGCUGGCCGAGGUGCUGGACAGCUACAACGAAGUCAACGCAGUGAUGAACCUGGUGCUGUUUGAGGACGCCGUGGCCCACAUCUGCAGAAUCAACCGCAUCCUGGAGUCCCCCCGCGGCAACGCCCUGCUGGUGGGCGUGGGGGGCAGCGGCAAGCAGAGCCUCUCGCGCCUGGCCGCCUACAUCAGCGCCCUGGACGUCUUUCAGAUCACCCUCAAGAAGGGCUAUGGGAUCCCGGACCUCAAGAACGUCACCGAGAAGCAGAAGGCUUGCGAGACGGACCUGGCCAAGGCCGAGCCGGCCCUGCUGGCCGCGCAGGAAGCGCUGGACACGCUGAAUAAGAACAACCUGACGGAGCUCAAGUCCUUCGGGUCCCCGCCGGACGCGGUGGUCAACGUCACGGCCGCUCCGGAGGUCAAGGCCUCCAUCAGCCUCUUCAUGGCCUACGUGCACACGACCGUCAACGACAUGUCCAAGGUGUACCUGGCCACCGAGCGCCGCUACAACUACACCACGCCCAAGACCUUCCUGGAGCUGAUCAAGCUCUACCAGAGCCUGCUGGGCCAGAAGACGGUGGAGCUGGUGGCCAAGAUCCAGCGGCUGGAGAACGGGCUCAUGAAGCUGCAGAGCACGGCGUCCCAGGUGGACGACUUGAAGGCCAAGCUGGCCAUCCAGGAGGCCGACCUGAAGCUGAAGAACGAGAAUGCCGACAAGCUGAUCCAGGUGGUGGGCGUGGAGACCGAGAAGGUCAGCAAGGAGAAGGCCAUCGCCGACGAGGAGGAGGUCAAGGUGGAGGUCAUCAACAAGGUGCGGCCCGCGCCGGACAGGGCGGCUCCCCCCAGGCCCAGCUCAGCAGCGCCGCUGGGGUCCCAGAGCCCGUGGGACGUGCAGGUCCCGGCCCGUCGCCCUCGGAGCCGGCCUGUGGCCCCCGAGGGCCGGGGUCCCCCGCCGCGGACUCGCUGCAGCCCCCCGACACUGGGAUGUCCGGCCCAGGCCAGGCGGCUCCCGGCCCAAGACCCCCACCUGCCCUACCAGGGGAACCCGACCUUCGACCCCGAGUUCAUCCGCUCCAAGUCGACGGCCGCCGCGGGGCUCUGCUCCUGGUGCCUCAACAUCGUGCGCUUCUACGAGGUCUACUGCGACGUGGCCCCCAAGAGGCAGGCCCUGGACGAGGCCAACGCCGAGCUGGCCGAGGCCCAGGACAAGCUCUCGCGCAUCAAGAACAAGAUCGCUGAGCUCAAUGCCAACCUGAGCAACCUGACCUCGGCGUUCGAGAAGGCCACCGCGGAGAAGAUCCGGUGCCAGCAGGAGGCCGACGCCACCAACAGGGUCAUCUCCUUGGCCAACAGGCUGGUCGGAGGGCUGGCGUCUGAGAACGUGCGCUGGGCCGAGUCGGUGGAGAACUACAAAAGCCGGGGCGUCACCCUGUGCGGGGACGUCCUGCUCAUCUCCGCCUUCGUCUCCUACGUGGGCUACUUCACCAAGAAAUACCGCAACGAGCUGAUGGACAAGUUCUGGAUCCCUUACAUCAACCAGCUGAAGGUCCCCAUCCCCAUCACCAAGGGCCUGGACCCCCUGAGCCUGCUGACGGACGACGCGGACGUGGCCACCUGGAACAACCAGGGCCUCCCCAGUGACCGCAUGUCCACGGAGAACGCCACCAUCCUGUGCAGCACGGAGCGCUGGCCGCUGAUCGUGGACGCCCAGCUGCAGGGCAUCAAGUGGAUCAAGAACAAAUACGGCAACUCGCUGAAGGCCAUCCGCCUGGGGCAGAAGAGCUACCUGGACAUCAUCGAGCAGGCCAUCUCCGAAGGGGACACCUUGCUCAUCGAGAACAUCGGGGAGACAGUGGACCCCGUGCUGGACCCCCUGCUGGGCAGGAACACCAUUAAAAAGGGAAACUCCCAGCGCUUCCAUCUCCCCUCGACGCCCCUCAGCCCGGCCCCGCCCGCCCCCGGGUCGCGCUGGCGUGACCUGGCCUUUCCGAGGCCUGACGGGCACUGGCGCUCGCAUCGUCGGACGGCGCCAGCCCGUGCCUCUUACGGACCGCCCCGAGCUGUGGCCGCUGCCCAGGCCUUCAACGUGGUGUUCGAGAAGGCCAUCCAGAGGACGGCGCCCGCCGACGACAUCAGGCAGCGAGUGAUGAACCUGACGGACGAGAUCACCUACUCGGUGUACAUGUACACGGCCCGCGGGCUCUUCGAGCGGGACAAGCUCAUCUUUCUGGCCCAGGUGGCCUUCCAGGUCCUGUCCACGAAGAAGGAGCUGAACCCCAUGGAGCUGGACUUCUUGCUGCGCUUCCCCUUCCGGGCGGGGCUGGUGUCCCCGGUGGACUUCCUGCAGCACCAGGGCUGGGGCGGCAUCAAGGCCCUCGCGGAGAUGGACGAGUUCAAGAACCUGGACAGCGACAUCGAGGGCUCGGCCAAGCGCUGGAAGAAGCUGGUGGAGUCGGAAGCCCCGGAGAAGGAGGUCUUCCCCAAGGAGUGGAAGAACAAGACGGCCCUGCAGAAGCUCUGCAUGGUGCGGUGCAUGCGGCCCGACCGCAUGACCUACGCCGUCAAGAACUUCGUGGAGGAGAAGAUGGGCAGCAAGUUCGUGGAGGGCCGCAGCGUGGAGUUCGCCAAGUCCUACGAGGAGAGCAGCGCCUCCACGCCCAUCUUCUUCAUCCUCUCCCCGGGCGUGGACCCCCUGAAGGACGUGGAGGCGCUGGGGAAAAAACUGGGCUUCACCAUCGACAACGGGAAGCUGCACAACGUGUCCCUGGGGCAGGGGCAGGAGGUGGUGGCCGAGAACGCCCUGGACGAGGCCGCCAGCAACGGGCACUGGGUCAUCCUGCAGAACAUCCACCUGGUGGCCCGGUGGCUGGGCACGCUGGACAAGAAGGUGGAGCUGUACAGCAGCGGCAGCCACGAGCACUACCGCGUGUUCAUGAGCGCCGAGCCCGCCCCCAGCCCCGAGUCCCACAUCAUCCCCCAGGGCAUCCUGGAGAACGCCAUCAAGAUCACCAACGAGCCGCCCACCGGCAUGCACGCCAACCUGCACAAGGCCCUGGACCUCUUCACGCAGGACACGCUGGAGAUGUGCACCAAGGAGAUCGAGUUCAAGUGCAUCCUCUUCGCCCUGUGCUACUUCCACGCGGUGGUGGCCGAGAGGCGCAAGUUCGGGGCGCAGGGCUGGAACAGGUCGUACCCCUUCAACAACGGGGACCUCACCAUCUCCGUCAACGUGCUCUACAACUACCUGGAGGCCAACCCCAAGGUCCCCUGGGACGACCUGCGCUACCUCUUCGGGGAGAUCAUGUACGGGGGCCACAUCACGGACGACUGGGACCGCCGGCUCUGCAGGACCUACCUGGGCGAGUACAUCCGGGCAGAGAUGCUGGAGGGGGAGACCCUGCUGGCCCCCGGCUUCCUGAUCCCCCCCAACCUGGACUACAAGGUGAAGGCCGUGCUGGACGAGAUCCUGGACAAGAUCCCGGAGGCCUUCAACAUGGCCGAGAUCGUGGCCAAGGCGGCCGAGAAGACGCCCUACGUGGUGGUGGCCUUCCAGGAGUGCGAGAGGAUGAACAUCCUCACCAACGAGAUGCGGCGCUCGCUCAAGGAGCUGAGCCUGGGGCUGAAGGGGGAGCUGACCAUCACCACGGACAUGGAGGACCUGUCCGCGGCGCUGUUCUACGACACCGUGCCCAGCACGUGGGAGGCCCGGGCCUACCCCUCCAUGAUGGGCCUGGCGGCCUGGUACGCAGACCUGCUGCUCCGCAUCAGGGAGCUGGAGGCCUGGACGACGGACUUCGCCCUGCCCACCACGGUGUGGCUGGCCGGCUUCUUCAACCCCCAGUCCUUCCUCACCGCCAUCAUGCAGUCCAUGGCCAGGAAGAACGAGUGGCCCCUGGACAAGAUGUGCCUGUCCGUGGAAGUGACCAAAAAGAACCGGGAGGACAUGACCGCGCCCCCCCGAGAG